Molecule: messenger RNA, 1130 nt
Organism: Rhizopus microsporus ATCC 52813
Lineage: Eukaryota; Fungi; Mucoromycota; Mucoromycetes; Mucorales; Rhizopodaceae
Exons: 3
Coding region: 178-963 (261 amino acids)
Source: RefSeq, a predicted model, not a curated record
GAAUGAAAAGGAGAGAGCUGAUCACACAAAUAUUUGUCCCCGUACGAAUAUAAAUACUCUCCUUUUCUUUUGUCAGUGUUGCAUUUUAUUGUAUAGCGCUUUCUUCGUACUCUCUUCAAAUAGCAGUUUUCUUUGGUUAUUACUGAAUUUAAUUUUAAUUUCUAUUGAUCUUUGGCUAUGUCAAAAUUGACCGAUGACCCUAUCCUCAUUACCCUUUCAACCCGUCCUGGGACUGAUCUAGCGAGCAAGAUGCUGUUCUAUGAGGCAGAAAUCAAGGAAAUAGUUAUCAAUGAAAUAACAGAUGGGAAGGUGAAUGGUAUUGCAUAUGAUAUAGGUCAAAAAGAGUUCAAAGAUGGCCGAAAAAGCGAUAUUGUUUAUGGAAUACCAGGAGGAAAACACACCAUGGCUACGCCACCAGCCUUGGUUGAAAUACAGCAAAUAGUCGAUAUGAAGUUUAUGAAACGCUUGACGCGAUAUUGUUUAAACAUUCACGAUCUAACUAAAGUAGAACCUGUAGUAAUGAUCUUUGUGAUUCAAGGAUUCUCGUCGAAAGCUUUUAUGGAAGAAAAUUUUAACCAACCACAGAACAAAUCAUACUAUACUAGCAAAAAGUGCCUUUGGGCUAAAACCUGUCGAUUUUAUUCCCUUGAUAGCAUCUCAGCAAAUGUAAUGAGCGAAAACACUAUGAAACCAGUAGUUGCAUUAACAUAUUUUCUUUGCAACCAGAAGAAAAGUUUAUUUGGUCUCGAAAAAAGUGAAGAUCCUGAGCUAAGAUGUAUAUACCGAAUCGCUGCAAGAUCGUUUGAACCAUACACAACAAAGGAAGAGGAAAACUACAAUCAUAUAAUGGAUGUAAUGAAAAACACAAACAAUCAAUUCCAAAAAAUUUCAAAAUGUAUAGAUGAGCUUAAAAGAGCGGAGAACGAUGAUGCUAUUCUUAAAAAAAAUCAAGCGAUAUGCUGAAGACGGUUUCGAGUAUACAAAUAAGAAAAUCAAAAUGGUUGAAGAGGAUGAAACUGGGACGAUCACACCUAUUGAAAAAGUAAUCACUGUAGACAGUUAUUUCGUAAUUAAGCUACGCGAAGAACCAGGAAAAUUUUCAUGGGAUGAGUGUUAUAGAAAAGGAAGAA